Gracilinanus agilis (Agile Gracile Mouse Opossum) is the source of this 1264-nucleotide messenger RNA. RefSeq names its product carbonic anhydrase 4 (gene CA4). Lineage: Eukaryota; Metazoa; Chordata; Mammalia; Didelphimorphia; Didelphidae. The coding region runs from base 81 to 1145 and encodes 354 amino acids. The record is from RefSeq and is a predicted model, not a curated record. Gene Ontology annotation, cellular component: plasma membrane. Gene Ontology annotation, molecular function: zinc ion binding; carbonate dehydratase activity. The transcript is spliced from 8 exons.
CAAGGCAGACCCUGGCUCAUUCUUGGCCUGACACGUGGCUAAGUGGACAGACAAGCAGACAGACAGCUGAGUAGCAGAGGAUGAGCUUGUUCCUAAAGCUGCUGGCCCUCACAUUGGUCCAAUCAAUGGUCUCAGAAGGUGCAGGUGACUGGUGCUAUGAAUCCCAAAAGGAUUCACAUUGUCCAGGUCCAGCAUCAUGGCCUGGGAGCUGCCAAAAUAGCGAGCAAUCUCCAAUUGACAUUGUGAACAAGAGUACCAAGUUAAAUCGCUCACUGACGGAGAUCACAUUCACUGACUAUGACAAAAAGGAGGCUAGUCCUAUUACAAACAAUGGACACACAGUAUCCGUGACUCUUAAGAACUCAAUCAAGAUCUCCGGAGGUGGUCUGACAGGUACUUACAAGGCAACUGGAUUCCAUUUUCACUGGUCGAACUCUUUGGACAAGGGCUCUGAACACACCAUCGAUGGGAAGGCCUAUGCCAUGGAGAUGCACAUUGUCCAUAUCAAGGACAAAUUUGAGGACAUAUCAGAGGCACUCGCCUCACCUGACAGAGAUGCAGUUGCUGUCCUGGGAUUCCUGAUAGAGGCUUCAGAGGAAAAACAUGAAGGUUUUGAGACUAUCGUGGCUGCCCUGGACUCAAUCCCAUAUAAGAACGAUAAGAAUACAACAAAACCAGUGAGUCUUAAUGACCUCAUCCUCGAUCCUAAGAAUAGGAAACUUUAUUACCGAUACAUGGGCUCCCUUACUACUCCUAAUUGUGAUGAAAAGGUCGUCUGGACUGUGUUUAAGACUCCUAUACGAGUUCAAGGAGAUCAGAUCUCGAAAUUUUCCCAAAAACUGUUCUAUAAUGAGAAGAUUUUGAAAAAGAACAGCACGAACAGCACGAUCAGCUCGAACAGCACGAUCAGCUCGAACAGCACGAUCAGCUCGAACAGCACGAUCAGCUCGAACAGCACGAUCAGCUCGAACAGCACGUCCAGCUCAGAGCGCAAAGAUAUGCCCAUCAUAGACAACUUCCGGCCAAUACAGAAGGAUGGGGGCCGUUCAGUCUUUCACAGUGGGGUGGAAGGACUACUGCCCCAUACCUGGCCCACGUUUCUGGCCCCUCUGCUGACCUACCUCCUGGCCGUCCUCCUCUACUGAAAGGUCCUGGACUUGGGUCUUCUGGAGCCUGGACAUUUGACCUGCUGGCCUCUGAGUUUUCACAGAUAUACUGUAUAACUGUAUAUAUAUUUUUAGAUAAACUUUUCCUCUGCACCUCA